UUUCCUAAGAUAAAACCCGCCUGCUGAACAAACCACCCCUUGACACCGGGCUUGCAGAUGGGAGCAGGACAGUCCUAGCAGCUUCUGAUCCCAGGUUCAUCCUCCCUCAACUUGACAGCCUCUUCACUUCUUUAAUUCUGAGAGUCGGUCCUGCAUCUUUCCCAGCAAGGAGCCGCGCCGUCCCACAGCUCCACAUGACUGUCCUGAGCCCAGAAUAGACGAGGCUGGAAUGGACCUGCUGGCCUCGGGAGGCCAGUGUGAGCUGGGAACUCAUGUGCUCGUCCCUCGGAGCCCCCGAGGGGGUGAAGAAGACAGCCGGUGCGGAGACACACUGCCCCUGGAGGCUCUCCCUCUCCCAACUUCGCAUCCCCUGGCCCUUUGUGGCUCUCAGGAAGGGCUGUCUCCAUGCCACUUGUUGACCGUGAGGGUCAUCCGGAUGAAAAAUGUCCGCCAGGCUGAUUUAUUGAGCCAAACAGACUGCUUUGUGAGUCUCUGGCUGCCCACUGCCUCCCAGGAGAAGUUGAGGACCAGGACCAUCUCCAACUGCCCAAACCCAGAGUGGAAUGAGACCUUCAGCUUCCAGAUCCAGAGCCAAGUGAAGAACGUCCUAGAGCUGAGUGUCUGCGAUGAAGACGCAAUAACACCCAACGACCAUCUCUUGAUAGUUCUCUAUGACCUCUCCAAGCUCUGCUUCCGGAAGAAAGUCCAUGUGAAGUUCCCACUCAACCCAGAGGGCUCGGAGGAGCUGGAGGUAGAGUUCCAGCUGGCAGAGAGUCCCUCUCCGGCGGAGACCCUCAUCACCAAUGGCGUGCUGGUGUCCCGCCAAGUCUCCUGCCUAGAGGUUCACACAGAAUCCAGGAAGCAGAGGAAGAGGAAGAAAAUGAAAGAUCUGUUAGUGACAGUGACUGAAUCCUUUGAGCACACCUGGCGUAACUCACCCCACAGGGAGCCCUGCUGCUUAGACUCUGCCUCCUUCCACUACCCCAAGUACUUCCAGCCGUGCUUGCAGGUGGCUGUGCCCAAGAGCCACUGGGACUGUUUGGUAUGGUGUAUGGCAGCCAUGAUGGCAUUGGGGGAGGGGACCAGGCAGGGGGACACUAUGGGGUGCUCUCCCCACUCCCCUCCCCUGCACCAAGCCCAUGCAUCCUUCCAGCUUAGCUGCUGCAGUGCACGCAAGAGCGAUUCUAUCUGUCAGCCCCUCGACUGCCUUUCUGAUGGCCAAGCCGUGACUCUGCCUGUGAAUGAGAAUUACAAACUACACAUGAAGUCCACACCCUGCUGUGACACACUGGAUGUGAGACUAGGCUUCACCCUGUGCCCUGAGGAGCUGGAAUUUCUGGAGAAGAGGAAGGUGGUGGUGGCUGAGGCGCUGAAGCAGGUGCUACAGCUAGAGGAGGACCUGGCUGAGGACGAGGUACCUCUGAUAACCAUCAUGGCCACUGGAGGUGGAGCAAGGUCCAUGACCUCACUGUACGGCCACCUGUUGGGAUUGCAGAAGCUGAACCUCCUGAACUGCAGCAGUUACAUCUCCGGCCUGUCUGGGGCCACCUGGACCAUGGCUACCUUGUACCAAGAUCCUGAGUGGUCCUCCAAAAACCUGGAGUCUGCUAUCUUCGAGGCCCGGAGACAUGCCAUCAAAGACAAGAUGCCCUCCCUUUUCCCAGACCAGCUCCUCAAGUUCAAGGAGGAACUCCGGCAGCGCACCCAGGAAGGCUACAAGGUCACCUUUACAGACUUCUGGGGCCUGUUGCUUGAGUCCUGUCUGGCAGAUGAGAGUAGUGAGUACAAACUGUCAGACCAGCGUGCUGCUGUGUGCCAGGGCCAGAACCCCCUGCCCAUCUACCUCACCAUCAAUGUCAAGGAUGACGUAAGCAACCAGGACUUCAGAGAGUGGUGCGAAUUCUCCCCCUAUGAGGUGGGGAUGCAGAAGUACGGGGCCUUCAUCCCCCCUGAGCUCUUCGGCUCUGAGUUCUUCAUGGGACGGCUGAUGAAAAGGAUCCCUGAGUCAAGGAUGUGCUACAUGCUAGGUCUGUGGAGCAGCAUCUUCUCUCUGAACCUGCUCGACGCCUGGAAUCUGUGCAACACCUCAGAGGAGUUUUUCCACCGAUGGACAAGGGAGAAAGUGCACGACCUCGAAGACGAGCCACUCUUGCCUGAAAUUCCCAAAUGUGAUGCUAAUAUCCUGGAAACCUCAGUAGUGACUCCGGCGUCCUGGCUGUCCAAUACUUUCCGAGAAGUCCUCACCUACCGGUCCUUCGUGUCUGAGUUCCACAACUUCAUGUACGGGCUGCAGCUGCACACUGGCUAUCUCCGCAACAGCCACUUCCAGAAGUGGAAAGACACGGUGCUGGACACCUUUCCAAACCAGCUGACAGAGUUUGCCAAACACUUGUGCAUGCUGGACACGGCAUUCUUUGUCAACUCCAGCUAUGCGCCCCUCCUCCGGCAAGAGAGAAAAGCCGACCUCGUCAUCCACCUCAAUUACUGUGCUGGGUCCCAGACAAAGCCCAUGAAACAGACUUGCGAGUACUGCACUGAGCAGGGGAUCCCCUUCCCCAGCUAUGACAUCCAGGAUGAUGACAAAAACCUCCAGGAGUGCUAUCUGAUGGGGCAGUCCCAGGAUCCUGAGGUCCCUGUUGUGGCUUUCUUCCCGCUCGUCAACGACACCUUCCAGAAGUACAAGGCGCCAGGUGUGGAGCGGAGCCCUGAGGAGAUGGAACUGGGCCAAGUUGACAUUUAUGGCCCCAAAUCUCCGUAUGCCACCAAGGAGCUGACAUACACGGAAGCUGCCUUUGACAAGCUGGUGAAGCUCUCUGAGUACAACAUCCUGAAUAAUAAAGACAAGCUCCUCCAGGCCCUGCGCCUGGCAGUGGAGAAGAAGAAACGCCUGAGGAGCCAGUGUCCUUCCUAGGCCCAGGGAGCCCCACCAAUCCUUGUGGCUGCUUCUGCCCUGAGCCGAGGCCCUCACAGGCCACACGACCAGCCCUGCUGUUCAGCCAGCAAUGCAGGCAAGUGGCCUGGGCUUUCCCCCAGAAAAACAAGAUCAUGGAAAGCGGAGAGAGACAAGGAGGACAAGGAGCCACGCUGGAGUUUUGUGCCGCUGGGAUUUCUUUCCCCGCUUCUCUACAGGGAAGUCCACGAUCUGAUGGCCACAGACUCCCAGUGCUAUCCUCGAGCACAGAGAGAAGUGUGGCCUGAGAGAGGGGCUGGUUCCCAAGAACUUCAGGCUCCAGAUCUUCUCCCUCUCCUUCCUCUCACAGGGGAUCCAGGGGAUGCUCGGGAUGACUGAGGAGCACUCCCAGUUUCCCUGCAAAAAAUGCUUUUUUUAAGGUAAUUUUAAGGUAUUGCCUCCUUAUAUUUAUCAUCAAAAUAUUUUAUGAUUUUGACUUUUAUGAAUCAGGUAUUAGUAGGAAGCUUGAUACUGAGAGACCUAAAUGGAGUUCCAGGGACAUCCUAGUGUCUGCACCAACAAAGCCAAACAGGUGACCUGUGGCACCGGCACUUCUCCAGCCACCCAGAACCGGAGGCUACUGAUGCCAGUGACCCCAACCAGGCAGCUGUGGCUAAGAACCCAGCUCCAAUGAAAUGCCAGGCAAAGCCAAGCCUACAGUGGGCUCCCCGAGUGGGGAGCUAGUCUGGGGAUCUGGCAGGCUACAAGGGACAGCUUCAGGUGAACAGAGCUGCCCGGUACUACCAACACAUGGCUCACCUGUCUCACCACCAUGGCUUCCAGAUGAGAUUAUUUAUCUGUAAGUAGCAUCCCUCUAGUUUAUCAUGGAAACCCCUCAGCCAGGACACUCCGGUUCUUAGAGAAUGAAAGGAGGAAGGAGCAACUCGGAAAGGCAAGGAAUCCCUUCCAGAAAGAACUCCUCCCUCCCCCCUCGGAGAUGGCUUCCCAAACCCUGGGAAAGCCCUGGGACACAGAGAAACCCAAUCAGUGUGACCAGGUCUCCCUGCAGGCCAGGGACUUCACUGAAGAAAGGUGUCGUCUGAGCCACUGAUGUGCCUGGGCUGGUGGACGAAGGACACAGAAGGAGAAAGAGAAGUGGUUCAAGCAGAGCCCAGUGAGCCCCCUGUGGCCAGCCAGCCCUUUGUUGUUGGGAGAUGAGUGGGGACAGGUACUCAGUACUUAGAGAAAAAUUGGGCUCUCGUUUAUAGCCUUGUUGCUCAGAGUGUGGUGGGGAACUGGUUAGAAAUUCAGGUUCUCAGGUGCCACCCCGCCACACUGAAUGGAAUUGCGAUGGAAAGAGACCCAGCCCCUCUCCCACCCCACCCUGCCGCUGUGUGGUGCUGUGUGUUCUCAAGUCGGAUGGGAAGCUGUGCUAUCGCACAGUGGUGAUGCCUGUAACCCCAGUGUUACCGUGCCACGGGCAGGUAUGAUCCAGGCUCUGGUGUAUGAUGACCAGUGGAUUGCAAAUGUACACCCAGUAAAAAGCAGCCACAUUUACUGAAGAUCACAGGAAGCUGUGCUCAGGGUGCGUCUAUGCCAAACAAAGAGAUGGCACGAACAGAAAAGAGGUGCCAGGCUGACGGGAAAGCAAAAGACUGCACACACAACACAGCACACAGCAACAGCCACUGAUAAGUCACUCUUUCGGAAUUUAAAGGGUGGGCAUCUCCGCACAGGUGCCUUCCCUGGGGCUCUGGGCGAGAUUGGCAGGAAUGAUCGACAGCGUACUGCGUUAUCUCGGAGGCUCUCCACACACGUGCUUGCCCCAAAAUUCACUCUGAUCUUAAUUACAUGCAUGAGAUGUAGUCCAUAUUUAUGAACCUGUAAUGAAUGAGGUGAGAGUAGGGUGAAGAUGGCAAAGAUCAGGCUAGGAGAUUCAACUGACGUGAUCUAGAGUGUCAGAGAUCUCCUGAGUUAUUGUUACAUGAUUUUCUACCUCUCUUAAGACAACGGAAGGAGGAAUGGCCAGGGUGCUGCUUAAAAUGAAGUGGAUGGGAAAAAAUUAAAUUAAAUUAAGUGGAUUGAAGAAAGUGACUUCCACAGCUCUAUUGUUUCCAGUUGUACUACUAGCACUUAGGAGGGCUGAGGCAGGAGGAUUGGGAGCUGGAGUGAAGCCUGGGCAAUUUAGGAACCUAGUGAGAUCCUAUCUUCAAAUUAAAAAGGGAUGCAUAUGUAGCUCUGUGAAAAAGCUGUAGGUUUCUUCCCUAAUAAUGCAAAAUGGAAGUAGCAUAGGAAGGAAGGAGAAGGGAAAGGAAGGGAAGGGAAGGAAAAGUUAGAAAGCAACGGACUUAUGCUACUGCCCCCUAAAAGCUUGGAAAGCAUAAACCCUUUGACUCCCCUGAGCCACUGGAAAACUGGGCUUCAGGACCAGCAACACUAGUUCCCACCCAGGCAUUGCUAACGGAGGGGCUACUGCUUCCCUCCCCCUGAGCAGCCGGCUGCCCCACGCUUCCCUCCCAGCUGCAGGCGUGGGGUCCUCCAACUUCAGAGCGAGCAGGCACAGGGCCUGUCUGUUUGGAGGGGAAGGCAGUACCGCUUGGGGUUCAUGACACACCUUAAGUGAAAUGUGUACCGUCAUUAUGCUGUGUGAGCACAGAAUAAAAUGCUGUGUGGUUAAAUGUCAUCUGCCUUUAUUACCUGA
Molecule: messenger RNA, 5591 nt
Organism: Fukomys damarensis (Damara mole-rat)
Lineage: Eukaryota; Metazoa; Chordata; Mammalia; Rodentia; Bathyergidae
Gene: Pla2g4e
Product: phospholipase A2 group IVE
Exons: 20
Coding region: 230-2911 (893 amino acids)
Biological process (GO): glycerophospholipid catabolic process
Cellular component (GO): cytosol
Molecular function (GO): calcium ion binding; calcium-dependent phospholipid binding
Source: RefSeq, a predicted model, not a curated record